Heterotrigona itama is the source of this 1423-nucleotide messenger RNA. The record is from the annotation of a GenBank genome assembly. Lineage: Eukaryota; Metazoa; Arthropoda; Insecta; Hymenoptera; Apidae.
AUGGCGUCGUCACGCUCGGCCAAAAUAAUUGCAAAUCGUGUCCAUCGAUUCCGGGACGGCUGUCGUAAUUCAGGAAACAAUAUCUGCAGCAAUACCAACAAACGAUACUUAACGCCGGCGGGACCAUUCGCGACGUUCAUUCUUCGACAGGCCAUUGUUCUAUUUGUCGCUUAUCAGUUUGUGCACAAGCGUGUGAUCUUGCAAUUUCCUGCGGGUGGGAUCUCCCGCAACUGUUGUUCUCCUUCGCCAUGUGGCAGGAUCGACUUUGAAAUCGGACUUGAAAUAGCUGGAGGCGUCGUCGCAGGAGAAAAGCGUAGCUGGAUUUCUUGAAAUAUGGUGAUACACGUGGCCUGGAGAUCAAGUGUUUAACGUGUACCACCGGUGGUACAUACGGCACAGAACAAGAAAGAUUUAAUAAUGACAUGAACUUGUUGUAUAGCGAUAGGAUAAUUGGAGGAUUCACUCGAAAUCACAGUUUUACCAUUUUGGAAGCUUCACAAGUUGGAGGGAAAUUAUUUCUUUCUCUUCGUUUAAUAUGAAGAUAAAUAUCAAGAAAUUUCCACAGCAUUACUUUGAGAGAUCGAGGUCUCCAUAGCUAGCAUUAAGUAGCAAUCAAUUGUUCCUUUUCUACUUUUUUUAAAUUAUUAGACGUGUGCAUCACUCGCUAUAAGUAGUGAUCAGCUGUUCCUUUUAUACUUUUUAAAUUGUUGGACGUGUGCAACACAAGCAUCUGUUGCACCCAGUAAGUACCGCUAGAUUCAGCGUAGCUUAUCCAUUCACUAUACCAGCAAAUACAAACCAGCUGGAUCCUACCAUUUUGCAAUUUCAAACUAUAUCGGCCAGUCGGUCAAUGGGUAAAUUUACUGCUCUCAAUAGUUCACUGUUGGACUUUUAGAGAAUUAUGUCAUUGUAUUAUAUUUACAUACGUGUAUAUUAAAAUUUUGUCGUAGUAAAAAGAUUGUUGUUUAGGGACAGAGGAUUUGAAGAUAUUAAGAAGAAUCUCUGCAUCUGUCGUUCACGCUUGUUCCUUAACCCCUUGCCCUGGGAGAGAUCUGGGCUACUUAAAAAUUAACUCGUAUCUACAAUGAAAUCUCAUCUUACGAAAAACGAGAACGUUCGGCUCAAGUAUGCAGCUUUCUUUACAUAGUUUCUUUAAAGCGAAAACUUGUUUGAAAUUACAUUAUACCGUACCACUGUGUUGACAAUUAUCCCAAGAUGAAGAAGCGAAGAAUGAAAUAAAAUCCACUUACUCUUACAAUUAAUUGCAGUAAAAAGUAGAAUAAAGGGGAAACGAGGAAUAAAGAUUGUGUAUAAAUCGAGUCACGAGAAGCUGUAAUUCUCUGAAUAUUCUUCAGAAGCUCUCGAAUCGAAUCGAGAAGACAUCUGUAAUAAAAGGAGACGAGAUAUUCGAACGAUGACGUAG